Messenger RNA from Cornus florida, 1200 nucleotides. RefSeq names its product E3 ubiquitin-protein ligase RSL1-like. Gene Ontology annotation, molecular function: zinc ion binding; ubiquitin protein ligase activity; ubiquitin conjugating enzyme binding. NCBI's taxonomy places the organism in Eukaryota, Viridiplantae, Streptophyta, Magnoliopsida, Cornales, Cornaceae. The record is from RefSeq and is a predicted model, not a curated record. The coding region runs from base 1 to 1200 and encodes 399 amino acids. The transcript has 5 exons. Gene Ontology annotation, cellular component: cytoplasm; ubiquitin ligase complex. Gene Ontology annotation, biological process: positive regulation of proteasomal ubiquitin-dependent protein catabolic process; protein polyubiquitination; ubiquitin-dependent protein catabolic process.
AUGGGAAACACAGAGCAAAAGCUCCGGCAAAACCAAGAGAGGCCUCGCGAAGAAGACGAAGCACCAACAACUUUCACUUGCGAGAUAUGCUUCGAACCCAUGUUAUCGUCAUCAACCAAGAAAUUCAAGAACCAGAACCGGUGCGUUCACCCGUUCUGCACAGAUUGCAUGAUCAAGUACAUCCAAGCCAAGGUGGAGGACAAUGUUGCCGCUGACGUCCCGUGUCCGGCACUGGACUGCGAGCAGCUGUUAGACCCUCUCUCUUGCAGGCCGGUUGUGCCUGCGAAACUGUUCGACAAGUGGUGCGACAAGCUCUGCGACUCGACGGUUCUAGGGUUUGAAAGAUGUUACUGUCCGAAUCCGAAUUGCUCGGCUCCGGUUGUGAACGAAUGUGGAGGGCGUGUUACGAAAUCAGUGUGUCCCAAGUGCAAAACGAUGUUCUGUUUCCACUGCAAACUUCCAUGGCACUUCGGCUAUCGAUGUGAAGAGAGCGGAGAGCGGAGAGAUACUAAUGAUAUUCAGUUUGGAGUGCUUUUGGAGAAUAGUUACUGGAAGAGGUGUCCACAGUGCGGCAGUUGCAUUGAACGUAUUGAAGGUUGCAAUAAUAUUAUAUGCAGAUGUGGGACCAAGUUUUGCUACGAGUGUGGAGUCAAGGAGAAUGAAACGCAUUUGUGCGCGUGCUACUCCGAAAACUGCUUGAUCUUUUGCGGUAUUAUGUUUAUUUCAUUGAUAUCCGUAGUUAUUAUGUUUGCGGACCCAACUCUAGAGCCAGCUCCAGUUCAGUCCUCAUCAGCCGACACCAGACUACAGUCUUCGGCUUCUACAUCAUCUUCUUCAGAUGAGGCUGAGUAUGUACCACCUCCUUUACCACCACCAGCACUGCCAGGCCAGGCGGCAUUUGAUGACAUUGACCGGUGGGGCAUUUCAGCCAUUUUUGCUCCAGUUACCUAUCCUGUUUACUCGAGGCUCGUCCGGCAGCCAUCUUACGUAGAUAUGGCCAUUGCUCUGACCGGCCACUACAGUGAUGGCAAAACAUUUACCACUCGGACUUAUCUGCCCAACGAUUUCUGGUUCUUUGAUUCGGUCUUGUACCGAAACGUAUUUGUAGCGGGCCAUAAGAUCCAGAAAUGCUCAGACUUUCUAGCUACUCUUUAUACCUUCUAUACAGGGCAUUGGUUCUCUGUUCCUGCACUCAUCUAG